AUGCGUGAAAAACGAAGCAGUAGCGGAAGUGAAGAGAAAAAGCGAAUAAAAGAGAUCGACGACAAGAGCGAAACACUUCAAAAUGAUGAUUUAGCUUCUGAAGAUUGGGAACCUAAUUGGAUGGAUAACUUGCAAAAGUUACCAGACGAUUUUAGAGCUGUGGAUCCUGAAUCAGAACAAUCUGACACCAAACCAAUCACAACUAAAAAACCUUCAAAUUCCAAGUCCAAGUCCACAGAAAUAAAAGAAAUAGAAAAGGAUAUACUACCGUACGAAGAACGAACUGCCAUCAACGACAAGUUAAUCGCAUACUACAACCGUCGUGAAAGAAUCACCGAUAUGAAUCGCACAGAAUUGAUUCAGGAACUUACCGAUUGCGCAGUUAAUAAAGAUGUUGGUGUAAAUUUGGCGGCUAACUUGCAGAAAUAUCUUAUCAGAAAGUAUAUUCCUAAACAUCCCUUUCUUAUCCGUGCUAUUCAAAAGUGGGUGAAGAAAGAAAUAAAAAUUCGCGGUGAAAUUCCGAUGGAUUAG
Ambispora gerdemannii is the source of this 531-nucleotide messenger RNA. Lineage: Eukaryota; Fungi; Glomeromycota; Glomeromycetes; Archaeosporales; Ambisporaceae. The record is from the annotation of a GenBank genome assembly.